Messenger RNA from Meleagris gallopavo (turkey), 1789 nucleotides. RefSeq names its product mitogen-activated protein kinase kinase 5 (gene MAP2K5). Gene Ontology annotation, biological process: protein phosphorylation. Lineage: Eukaryota; Metazoa; Chordata; Aves; Galliformes; Phasianidae. The record is from RefSeq and is a predicted model, not a curated record. Gene Ontology annotation, molecular function: ATP binding; protein binding; protein kinase activity.
CCCGCAGCAUGUGAGCCCGGCGGGGCGGGGAUGCUCUGGCUGCUCUGCGGCCCCUCCCGCGCCAUGGAGAGCCACCAGGUGCUGGUGAUCCGCAUCAAGAUCCCCGACGGCGGGGCCGUGGACUGGACCGUGCACUCGGCGCCCCAGCUUCUCUUCAGGGACGUGCUGGAUGUCAUCGGUCAAGUUCUGCCAGAUGCAACGACAACAGCGUUUGAGUAUGAAGAUGAGGACGGAGAUCGGAUUACUGUCAGAAGUGAUGAAGAAAUGAAGGCCAUGCUGUCCUAUUAUUACUCCACUGUAAUGGAACAGCAAGUAAAUGGACAGUUAAUAGAGCCUCUCCAGAUAUAUCCAAGAGCCUGCAAGCCUCCUGGGAAACGGAACAUACAUGGCCUGAAGGUAAAUACACGAGCAGGGUCUGCUAAUAAUAGCAGUUCUGCAGUCUCGGAUUCCCUUCCAAGCAAUAGCUUAAAAAAGUCUUCUGCGGAGCUGAAGAAGAUACUUGCUAAUGGGCAGAUGAAUGAACAAGACAUACGGUAUCGAGACAUCCUCGGUCAUGGCAAUGGAGGCACGGUCUACAAGGCAUACCAUGUCCCUAGUGGAAAAAUCCUGGCAGUAAAGGUCAUACCCUUGGAUAUAACGCUAGAGCUCCAGAAACAGAUCAUGUCAGAGUUGGAGAUUCUCUAUAAGUGCGACUCGUCAUAUAUCAUAGGAUUUUAUGGGGCUUUUUUUGUAGAGAACAGAAUCUCUUUGUGUACAGAGUUCAUGGAUGGGGGUUCUUUGGAUGUUUAUAGAAAAAUUCCAGAGCACGUACUGGGAAGAAUAGCAGUAGCUGUCGUGAAAGGCCUUACGUAUUUAUGGAGUCUGAAGAUUUUGCACAGAGAUGUGAAGCCGUCCAAUAUGCUGGUGAACACACGAGGGCAGGUGAAGCUGUGUGACUUCGGGGUGAGCACCCAGCUGGUGAAUUCUAUAGCCAAGACGUAUGUCGGAACAAAUGCUUACAUGGCGCCAGAACGGAUUUCAGGAGAGCAGUACGGGAUUCAUUCGGACGUUUGGAGUUUAGGGAUUUCCUUCAUGGAGCUUGCUCUUGGGAGGUUUCCAUAUCCUCAGAUUCAGAAAAACCAGGGAUCUUUAAUGCCUCUCCAGUUAUUGCAGUGCAUUGUUGAUGAGGAGUCGCCCGUCCUUCCAGCCGGGGAGUUCUCGGAGCCAUUUGUACACUUCAUCACUCAAUGUAUGAAAAAGCAACCUAAGGAAAGACCAGCACCUGAAGAUUUAAUGGGCCACCCGUUCAUCGUGCAGUACAACGACGGCCAUGCAGAGGUGGUUUCCAUGUGGGUGUGCAGGACGCUGGAGGAGCGGCGCUCGGCGCAGGGCGCACCGUGAGCUGCUGGGUCGUGGGACAGAGCUUUGGGCUCCCACCCAUCUGGGUCAUAUUGUGCUAAAAAGCAACAAGAUCUUUUGGGAUGUUUGUUGUUGCUUUCCUCCCUCCCGCGCAGACACGUUAAGGAAUUCCCUUCACACAUUUCUCUUGUUUAAUGUCUUCAAAUUAAUCUUCAGUUAAACUGUACACAGCCUUAAAGCGAGUAUUUUAUAUCUCUAUUUUUUUGUUAUUGAAUGUAUUGUAUAUUUCGUGGCUCCAGAGUAUUUUUGAACUCUUAGUUUUGCUAUUGAAUGGCUGACCAGCAGACUGUUCCGAGGUCUGGAGGAGGAGCUGUUGGCUGUCUGGGGAGCGUGGACAUCCACAAAACACCUGUUUGAAAUGGGUUUGGUAUUUUUAAGGAAAAAAAAAAAA